AUGAAGGCAGAUCUCGGUUCAGAGACGUGGGAAGAAGCAGCAAAGAUUCAGCGGCUCUGCUUGUUUCCUGUCAGCGUUGCGGAGCUUGCGAAAUUUCGGCCGUUUUCAGCCGAUGACAACCUUGAAAAGUACGCGGAAAAAUGUACCAGCUUGUUAGGACAUGUUUUCUUAAUGUCGGCUUUAUGUCUGGCCCGCACAUUCCAACAGCGGAGCGUAGGGUCACGCAGCUGUCAUGGAUCAAUCUCUCUAUUAAUCCCUCUAUCAACUGAAUGA
Molecule: messenger RNA, 273 nt
Organism: Mycosarcoma maydis (corn smut)
Lineage: Eukaryota; Fungi; Basidiomycota; Ustilaginomycetes; Ustilaginales
Exons: 1
Coding region: 1-273 (90 amino acids)
Source: RefSeq, a predicted model, not a curated record